AUGGCGGACGAGAAAAUCUCAGGCACCAAGCCUACUGAGCGCCGCAGCUCCAUUCUCGAAACCGAGGAGAAGCGUCGCCAAAGCAUUACGGAGCUGACCGCCAACACCGAGGGAGAAAUCCGUAAUCCGCUCGUCGGCCUUUCCAAAGAGGAACUGAUCGCAGACGUUGAGGGUUUCGCGCGCGAGCACCAGCUCGAAGAUAUCACGCCAAUUCUCAUCAAGGGUGCGCUCGCUGCUCAGGCGCCCGCUCUCAUUGAUGAGAUUGAGGAGCUUGACGAGAACGACCGCAUUACCCUCCGCGAGGAAAUUACGCACCGCUGGAAGCUACCCAAGAUCCUGUAUGUGACAGUCAUCCUCAACUCUAUCGCUGCAGCUAUCCAAGGAUGGGACCAGACGGGCUCAAACGGUGCCAACUUGACCUUUGCGCAGCAAUUUGGUAUCCCUGAUGGACCCGCGACUUUCUGUGAUGAAAGCGCCGCGAACACGGCCUUGUGCCGCAAGAACAGCUGGAUCGUCGGUUUCAUCAACUCUUGCCCAUACAUUGCCAUUGCUCUCUUCACUGCGUGGAUCUCAGAUCCAAUCAACGAUUUGCUGGGCCGCCGCGGCACCAUCUUCAUUGCUGCAAUCUUCUCGGUUCUCGCUCCCAUUGGUUCUGGUCUCACUCAGCAUUGGGGCCAACUCGCGGUGUGUCGUGUACUGCUAGGUAUCGGUAUGGGUCUCAAAGAAGUGACUGUCCCUGUCUUCUCCGCUGAAAACGUACCGGCAAACGUCCGUGGUGGUCUUGUCAUGUCAUGGCAGAUCUGGACUGCGUUCGGUAUCUUUUUGGGUACAGUUGCUAACCUUGUUGUCAUGAACGUUGGUCGGAUCGCUUGGCGAUUGCAGCUGGGCUCCGCUUUCAUCCCUGCAGUCCCACUCCUCUUCGGUAUCUUCUUCGUGCCAGAGUCGCCCCGUUGGCUGAUGAAGAAGCGUCGAUAUGCUCAGGCGUAUAAGUCCUUCCUCCGGCUCCGCAACACCCCACUUCAAGCCGCGCGAGACCUCUACUACACUCAUGCACUUCUAGCUCAAGAGGAGAUUCUUGUGAGGGAGGCUGGUCUGACGCCGAGCAGCAACUUCUUCACUCGCUUCAUCGAGCUUUUCACGAUUCCGCGUGUGCGUCGUGCGACCCAGGCCUCCGGCGUGGUGAUGAUCGGGCAACAAAUGUGCGGAAUAAACAUCAUUGCCUUCUAUUCAAGCACAAUCUUCAGGGAGGGCGGUGCCACCGACAAGAUUGCCCUUAUCGCCUCUUUCGGUUUCGGUCUUGUAAAUUUUGUCUUCGCAUGGCCGGCGGUGUGGACAAUCGAUACAUUUGGACGCCGCGGCCUGCUGCUAUUCACAUUUCCCAACAUGUUCUGGUCGCUGUUAGUCGCGGGUAUGUGCUACUACAUCCCGAAAGACAGCUCGGCGCACAUGGCUUUGAUCGCCUUGUUCGUGUACAUCUUCGGCGCUUUCUACUCUCCAGGCAUGGGCCCGGUUCCAUUCACAUACUCUGCCGAAGUCUUCCCUCUGUCGCAUCGUGAGAUGGGCAUGUCUUGGGCUGUGGCGACCAACAACUUCUGGGCAUCCGUUCUCUCACUGACCCUUCCGACCAUGUUGCGGGUCAUGAAGGCGCAGGGUGUUUUCGGCUUCUACGCUGGGCUGAACAUCGUGGCCAUGAUUAUGAUCUUCUUGUGGCUGCCCGAGACCAAGCAGCGCACGCUCGAGGAGCUUGACUACAUCUUUGCCGUACCAACGCGCACCCACAUGAAAUACCAGGUGGGCCAGAACCUGCCUUGGUGGUUCAAGACGUACAUUCUCCGCAAGAAGGGCCUCGCGAAGCCCGUCCUAUACAAGUUCGACAUCGUUCACAGCACCGAGCCGAAGCCUGAUAUUACUGGCUUGAAGGCGUAG
Messenger RNA from Didymosphaeria variabile, 1926 nucleotides. RefSeq lists its product as uncharacterized. Gene Ontology annotation, cellular component: membrane. The record is from RefSeq and is a predicted model, not a curated record. Bases 1 to 1926 code for a protein of 641 amino acids. The transcript is spliced from 6 exons. NCBI's taxonomy places the organism in Eukaryota, Fungi, Ascomycota, Dothideomycetes, Pleosporales, Didymosphaeriaceae. Gene Ontology annotation, molecular function: myo-inositol:proton symporter activity. Gene Ontology annotation, biological process: transmembrane transport.